Pocillopora meandrina is the source of this 11351-nucleotide messenger RNA. Lineage: Eukaryota; Metazoa; Cnidaria; Anthozoa; Scleractinia; Pocilloporidae. The record is from the annotation of a GenBank genome assembly.
AUGGCGGACGAGAGUGGAUAUGUACAAGCACGUUUUGUAACGAAACAAACCAAGUAAGAGCAAUCAUCUGUAGAUUUUUGGGAGACUAUGGCUCGUGGAUAUGUUAUAUAUAGGAACGCAUGUUUUAAAGCAAGGAAUAUGAGCAUGAUUGUACCUCACUGUUCAAAACUGCACAGCAGUACGCACUGUCAACAAUUCUGCGAUCCACGUGCGGGAUUGAGAUCGAAUGCACACUUCACCAACUACUUCCGAUUUUUUGUAUGGAUUUGUGAUUCAUUAUCGUUUUUAUUAAUUUGAGCAAAAUGAGCAUUUUAAGAUGUAUUUCUUUGGGCUAUACUUAAGAAUACGGUUUGAUUUCAUGAGAUGUCCAAUGUUAUUUGUCAAGAUGGUCUGUGGUAAAUGUCUUAUUUCCCAUACACAGAUAUGCUGUCCCAGAAUCACCGUUUUCUGUGCCGGUGAAAGUUGGAUCACAAGAGCUCAAUGAACUUAUCAAUAGUUUACUUUCAUCUCAUGGUAAAUAAAGAUAAGUGUGUAAUGUUCGCUUAGUUUCACGGAUACUUCGUUUUAUCAUAUGUGUAUCCAAAAGUACAAUUAUACAGAAUGCCCAAUUACUGGACUGUAUUUAUUUCAAUUAGUUGCAAAGGUUAAGUGGUUCUUAAAGAUAUAGCCUUUUAAAUUGCUAAAAAAAAGGCUAUGCGGCUAUGUGUUUUGUUUCCACAUGUGUUUAUAACACUUUCUGAGGGAUACAGUAUACCUUCGCGGCCGGGUGUCCUUCGCGAAAAAAUCGUUAACGCGCUAUUUGAAGGAUAUCCAGAAAAAGCUAUACAUCUAUGGAGAGGUUAUGAAAUGCACCAUCCGGCAAAUCUUUUUCCUUCUCAGCUUAAUCUAAUCGUGAGCUGACUGGGGUGCGACAAUUCGAAACAGACGGUGUUUCUUUGAACGAAUUAAUCGGGCAUUAAAUGUCAUCACACACAUCAAAUAUCUGUACAGUUUAAUCCUGAGGGGUCAGUCUUCAAGACUGAGCGGGGAUUUUUCGAUAUUCCUCUUGGUUGCUUUGCAAUUUUUCUGUGAAGUUUGCUUACCAAAAUUUCAGCAGUAUGCUUUACAUUUCUCUCAAACGUCAUUGUGGGAGAUAAAUUAGGAAAAACAGAUAUCCCUCACACAGUUUGUUUUGUCGAUAUCGUGGGAGUCUUCAAGGCAAUCUCUUCAGUUUUCAUAUCCAUUAAUUUGUUGAAAGAAGAUGUACUUGCAUCAAAUAAAAGUAGGUUUUUUUUGGCUUUAAAAGUUUUGCAAACCUUUCAGGCUACUGGGUAACCACAUGUCAAGUUAUGUCAGCACUCUGAUUACUAGAAAAUUCAACCCUCAAUAGAAACACAGAGGUCUCCUGGAGAGUCUCAGGAGACUCGCAGCAAAAAUAUAUGUUGUAGGAAAAGUAUUAAGAGGUUGUGUGUGGCAGAUCUUUGAUUAAUUCCGCUUGCCGGCAAUUUCAAUCUCAAGGUUUAAGGAGCUUGAGCUCUCCAGAAAAUUGAUGGUUGCUGAUUGAGUGCGAGCAGGGAAGGUGCGCAAACCGCCCACUCAUAUCCGUUUUGCCGUUCGUCAUUAAAUUUCUUUAAUUUCUUGCUUUAACCCCAAGGCUUUGGUUUGGCUUUCAUUGAAGCGUUCUUCUCGUUUCUAUCUUCUCCCAAUCACAGUCUUGUUUAACACGCAACUGAAAUCAGUAGAUGUUUGUGAAAUUCAAGAACCAUGAUGUUUUGCCAACAUAAACAUCUAAGGAAUCAUUUCUGUUGACACAUCAUAAUUGGUUAUUCACACUUUGGCAGACAAAAGAAUGCAGUUCGAAAAUACAUUUUUAUAAAUAACUUGUGGGUUUCCACAUUUUACAAACAUUUUCUAUAGAAAUUAUAGGUAAAACAAUCAUGUUUAGUUUGACUUGAAAGCAAAAUUGAAAAACUGUCCCUUGAAGGCCUACCAUGCCUUUAUAAGUGUUGAAUAUAUGGUAUGAAUUACUCAGUUCUGUAGGCAGCAUACAUAAUGACAGUAAUGAAUAUAUCAUCUGGUAAAUCAUCAAAAUAGUGCCUUUUUUUAAAUGAGAAUAAUAUGAUCUUGUGGCCCACCUGUACUGUGAAAAAUCACCCCUUCUCUCUUUGUUGUUAUAGAGAGCUGCUCAGAUUUAUCAAACUAUGUGCAAAGAUUUAUGGCAGUAUUGAAAUUAAACAUUUAGACCCUACUUACUUUUUCAUUUCAAAAUAUGAUGGAUUUGGAAUAAACAUGUAACUUCAAGUGCCAAUGAAUGAGUUGCCAGUAAUUGAAUCCUUGUGUUUGGGCAUAGAUUUCUGGGAUUGCCAUGGGGGAAAACAUUGCAACUUGGCUAGAGGGAAAAGUAUGGCCAAAGGUUGUUCUGACAUCCAAAUUUACUAUUUGGAAGAGAUUAUUGCUUUUUUGGCACUGUUUUAUCAGAAAUGGAUUUGGGUAAUGCUGCAACAUGGGAAGCGCAAGUUUUUGUUUGAACAACCAUGAAAUUCAUGUAUGUAGUAAAAUCUACGGAUUAACUGGUCUUCAUGUGCAAGGUUUAUUUUGAAUUUGAUAUUGUGUAAUGGUCUUGAAAUUUAGAAAAACUUACUUUAAAUUGCUAAGAAAUACCUUUAAAAAAAGCCUUUUAAGUUUUUUGUAUGUGUGUUAAGUCUACUUCUAGCUUUUUCCUUGGCUUGGUAAUACAAAAGAGCACAUAAGAGCUACCUCGAGGCAGUGGGAUAUUGACAUGGUGUGCUUGGGCAUUAAAUACUAUCUGUUGUGAUCAAUGAGAAUGAACCAGUGUUUAUAAUCAGCUCAAAACUGAACCCUGAGGAUGAGUAGGUACAAAUAGGUCACCUAAGGAGUGAUGCACAACUGAUGAUAUAUCCACGGUGCUUUUCUGACAAGAUCCUCCAAGGAUUUCAAGGAGAAAAGUUGCUACUCAAUGACCUUUGGAUUUUUCUCCAACAAACUAUCACUUGACCGAUGGAUAUCCUCAUGUUUUUUCAUGGCUUAUUUCAUUCUUUCAGAGAGUAACAGCUAUGCUGUUAACGGAAACAACCUUUUGCCAUACAUUCUUUCCAGCGAGUUGCAAUGUUUGCUCCAUGGCAAUUCCAGAAAUCUGUGUACAAACACAAGGGUCCAAUUACUGGCAACUCAUUCAUUGUGCCACUAAAUCACUUUUUGUUUUGAUGUUCCUGCACAUAUUUAAUGUCAGAAAAAUGACGAAAAAAACCACAGUGUUGAGAAUUGAAAUAAGUACCUCACCCAUCUUAGCCUUAGAUUUGAAAUUUGUAAGGAUAUUUGUAAUGUGCAUAUUAGUUGUGUUUUAUCAACCAGCAGUGAAGAUUGCAUUAAACCCUUACACUGCCUUGGGUGAGCAAGAAAAAAUUUCUCAUUGCGUCAAGCAGAUGAGUGAGAAGAAAGAAAAAUAUCACUUAGGGGAUUGUUAGUUGAUCCAACACCAAAUUCCCUCAACUCACACCAUAAGAACUGUAUGGCAGACAGUAGGAAGAAUUACUUAAUGAGAUCUUGGGAAUGAAAGGAUUCAUGUGGCAGGGUACUCAGCAGUUGAGGUAGAUUAUAGGAGGUAUUUUUGUUUGAAAGUAAUUGAAAUUGAAUAAAUAUAUAUAUAUAUAUAUAUAUAUAUAUAUAUAUAUAUAUAUAUAUAUACAUUGCUCUAGCUCCUGCUUAAGUUGAUAAAUUUUCAGUGUUGUUGAGUAAAGAAAAUUUAACCUUUUAUUAUAGAUGUUGGAACAUCUGAGUCUGAUUCUGAAAAUGAAAGGAAUUUUCAGUUUGAUUUUCUUAUUGAUGGAAUUUACUUGCAAGAAACACUUGACAAACACAUGAGGCUCUACAACAUCUCAACAGUGAGUGCAUUCUACAAUUCAGUGACUAUUAUCAUUUAGGUUUUGUGUAUGCAUGUGCCUAAGUAACCAAGCAUCAUUGUGCUUCCUCCAGCACAGUGUGAUGUAACAACUAAAAAGCUCAGGGGCAGAAAUGUCCUUUUGAUUCUUUGGUCACUUUGUAAAUGCCCUAAUGUUCUUAAGGGUCAGGGGCAGAAGUGUCCCUUUGUAUUUUUGGUCCCAUUAGAAGUGUUGUUUUACAAAUUUAGUGGAACAGCUAUACCAUUAAUAACAUAUAACUUCUGUUACAUGGCUUUGUUGUAGGAAAGUGUAGUUGAAAUAGAAUACCUUGAAAAACAUCCAGCACCACGACCAGAUAAUUGUCUUCUUCAUGACGACUGGGUCAGUUCCAUAGCUGUUUGUAAGAAGUGGUAAGUUAUGACUCAUUCUUUCAUUGAAAAUGCAGUGUUAGCAGGUUGAUCAUGUCACACAAUCCUUUGUUAAUUCUAUAACCCCCAGAAGUCAUGAACUUUGAAGUGUAUAUGUAACUUCUCCUUAUAGUAAUAAUACAAUUUACAACCAACUUUUGAUGAAAACUUAUCAUCUGGGGGCAUUAUUUUAAUUAAACCCUAUAUUCUCUCAAAGUCCUUAGAUGAAACUGCAUAGAGGAUAGAAUGGAGAUUUGCAAAUCAGAUGUUAAGUGUUAGGGAAUCUGGCUGGAAUUUGUAAACUAGCUUUGUUCCCUCAUGAGAAUUGAAAUUCCAGUCAAAAUAUUUAAACUCAAACUUAUCUAUGCAAAACUUUGUAUUGCCGUUUAAAUAAAACAGAUUUUCAUGGUUUAGCAGUUAUUAUGUUGAGAUAUAAAUGCUCAUAAUGGGUGACAAAAUUCUUCAGACUGUGACCAUUUCCCAUUUUCUGAAGUGAAAUUAUUUGGCUUUCACUCUUGAGAAUAGAUCAUUUCUGAUGAAGAACCUGGAAGGUGUACACUUGUGGGAAGCAUAGCAAGGAUACUAUUUGUUCUCUGCAGAUUGCUCUCUUGAUCCCUGGAUUGUGCAGCUCUAGCUGCACCAUGUUCAAACUAAGGCAAUAUAUUGUAGGUGAAGGAUGGGGGAGAAGUUUACAGCCCCUCAAGCAUUAAGAUUGCUUGAAAUCUGACACUUUACAUUCUGCACUGUUCAUAUUAUUUUCCAGUAUUCUAAGUGGUAGCUAUGAUGGAAAUGCAUAUGUGUGGGAUUUUAAAGGUAAAUGCUGAUUAUAAAGUUAAACCACUCUGCAAAUUUGAAACUCCAACCCUGCUAGGGUUCUUAGAAAAAUGAAAGAUUGGCUUUGUUACCUCUUGGAAAAUGCCCAAGCCAAGUAGUUCAGGUUUAUUGGCCAAGUGGACUUCGGAGGAAAGGGUGCAAGUUUGGGGCCAAGAGGAGUCUUUGUUUGCUUUCACACAGCCUCUCUUCACCUUUGAGUUUAAAUGGGUACUAUUAAACUGUGAGGGAAUGUUAACGAAUUGCAAGGAGGGGGAGGGGGGUGGGUGGUUACUUGCAAUGGAUUAGCUUGUUAUCCAGGAAGGAACAGUACGGUUUGUUUGUUUGUUUUUCUAUGCUGAUGAUACUGCCUAGCAGCAGUCAGGGACAAAUAGGCUCGUCAGACUUCCACCCAGGGUUACUAAGAUUCAAAGAGGUGUUUGGAAUAAAGCUCCAAGUGACUUUUGAUGUAAUAGCUACUUCUCCUCCUGUUUCACAAGGGAAUAAGAGACAAAUCGGAAGACAAUCUUGCGGUCUGUCAAAGGUCGCGCUUGUUUCCAUUCACUUCCUCAAUUUUGCUUGCAUAAAUACUGCACUUAUUGUGAUACUUACUAUGAUAGGAACCUGUAUUUUGACGUUUGAUGGACAUACAGCACCUGUGAAAAGUGUCAGCUGGAUCAGUGUAGGUAGGUAGCCCAUGUUCUGACUAGCAUCCAACCGACUGGGUACGCAAAUGCGUGAACAAAGAAAGAAUUUUAAGGACUUCCUUCUUCCAAACUCCUUUAGCCGCUGACUCGUCUUUUGAGGUUUUAGGGCUGAUGCUGCAAUAGCUAAACUACGAGCAGUACCUCGCGAAGUCCCUUGCGAGAGUCAAAAAAAGGAACAAAUUCAGCGGCACACUAACAUCUGUUUUUUACCUGCUUGCAAACCACAGUUCAUCACGCGCAAAAGCAAGAGGUUGGAGUAAGCUCUCCCUUUGCUUAAGGAACCAAUCAGAACAUUGAGAAAGCAAUAUUCGAAUAUUUGCUUUGUGAAGUGAUAACAUAGGGGAAAGAAUAAGUGUUUCUAUUUAUUUUUUUUUUUGAAGAUAACGACGUGGGCGUCUUUUUAAGCGCUUCACACGACCAGUCCAUUCGCCUCAGUGAGGUAUUUGUAUAAUCGCUGUAUAAUGAUUCAUGUCACUUUUAACAAUUGGUUCAUGCUUCGCGUGCGUAUAGCAAGAUGGAUGCUCCUUGGAAGUUGCCUCGCCCUGAGAAACUUUUACGCCCCUCUAGUACUCUCCAAACUUCCAGCGUGAGUUUAAACGACGAUACACGCGCGCAAAGCAUGACCCAGUUAAAAAUUGUGCCAUGAAAAUGUGCAUUCAGUUUAAUAGAGGCAGCUAAAUAUUAGUUAGAUGAGGUAGAAAAGCUCGUGAGGGGCAAUGCCAAACCAAGAAGGAAUGCUGAAGUUGAGGGAUGUAGACUUUUGAGAUGGCGAUCUUGAACAAAUGAGGCUAAUAUUUUUGACAGAGCAACAACUACUACUUGAAGUACGUUGUUCUAUUAUCUCCAAAACGGAGAACUGCCAAUAGUAAUGAAAGAAAACACAGUACAGGGUCAUUGGUGAAAGAAAUUGUAUCCUCAGAAUGAGAUAUCGUUAGAGCUAAAUGAAGUAAGAUCUUUCAAGGUGAUGCCUUCUUCUUAAAAGGACAUUGGCUGUUGUUUCGACUUGGACAUGGCCAAUUUUCUUAAUUAUCUUCAGCCACAUGUUGAAGGUGGCUCUGACAGCUCCAACAGCGUAUUCUUCUUUUUAAUCCGCCAGUGGUCACGUGAUAAGGACACAGCCCAAUGCAUUCAUAUCUGUAAAGGUCACACCCAAAGUGUGGACACACUAGCAGUUGAUUCUUCACAAACAAAGGUAAACAGGUUGCACUUAACGAAAAAAAUUGUGGUAUCCUACUGGUUUUGCUUUAUGUUGUUCAGUCUAUAAAUUUCGCGAUUGCCUCUCAGCCAAUCAACUUUUUCAUACAACCAAUCACAACUUGAUCACAAUGGCCAAUUAAAAUUCAGGAAAAGGUUACAAGGAGCCGUAAGAAACCAGAGCAAAUACAAAUAAAUUUUGUUUUAUCAACUUAGUUGAUGAUGAAAAUUUACCAACGUUAAGAGUUUCAAAGCCGACGUUUCGAGCGUUAGCUCUUCGUCACUGGCAUCAAGUUGACGAAAAGAUAACGCUCAAAGUGUGAGCUUUGAAACUCUUUACGGUUACUAAUUUACAUUAUCAACUCAGUUAAUAAAACCGAAUUAUUUUGUUAUACUACUCCACUGACGUAGCACCAUAGUUUGUGUAGAAACGUACCUCCGAAAAACAAAUAAACUGUGAAACGCGCGGAAGACGUGAGAGACCAAGUCGCGAUUGGUUUUGUGGUUGAUUGUCUGACAAGGUAUCGCGAGUUUUCGAGGGCAGUCAUAGAGAGGAGUAGCAAAGAAAAACAAUUAUAAUCCCGAACUGCUUUCGACACCCUAAUGAAGAGUGUUUUAAUUUCUUCUUUCCUUGGCUGUUGGGAUUGCACAAUUGAAAAGUGUUGUAAUAGCUCGAAUUUCAUAACAAUGUUCUGCGCAGUUGAGUUAUUUUGACAUUUCUUUUUUGUAGUUUUGCAGCGGCUCGUGGGAUAAAACACUAAAAGUAUGGUCUGCUGGUAAGUUUCUGUUACUUUAUUUGUUGUUUUGUGUAUUGUAAUCGUUACUUUUGUUAUUUUAUCAUCUAAACGCGGCCUGUUGCGAUGUGAGAUGAGAAGCUUAGUGACCUGCGAACGAAAAUUGCGAAGAACUGAGAUCCGAAGAGGACGGACGAUCAGCAGUCGUUUAAGUCAAAACUAAGCCUAACCAGGGUCUUAAUUUUAGUUCCAGACCCUUCAGCAUCCGAUGAAACAGGCGAUGAAGAAAAAGUAAAGAAGAAGCAAAAGACAAUGUCAAACAAAAGAAAAGAAACCACGCGGGUAAAUAUACCGGCGUUAAAAGGCCGUUUUUUUCGCCAUAUUUCAGGUAGCCUUUAUUGUAACGGUAAGCGACAAGGGCGGUUUCACUGCUGGUACGCAGGGGGUAAUCCCAUGAUGGAGUAGUUUCCAGUCCAGUAGGAGUAGUGAUGCUCCUGAGUAAAUUCCCUUAACGCUAUCAAAACAGGGACAAGGUCUCGCCUGUUAAGCCGUUUUGCUCGUAGAAGGAAUUUUAAUGAGCAGUUUGAUAGUAAUUUGCAGCGUCGGUGGAAAGGCACAUACUUGUAGACUUUUGACCCAAAACUGAUAACAGAAACCUACUAAACUUAAAAUAUUCAGGUGACAUUUCGACAGUAGAAGGUCAUCGCUGUCUACAACGAGACCUAGGGUGCGGUAGCAGUCCCACGAGUAUUUCAGUGAAACGCAGUGACUGGUCACGUGAGGUUAACUUAUGUUUUUUCCCAGACCCCACUCAUGACCCUAUCGGGGCACACCGAGGCUGUGUCUAGCGUGUUGUGGAUCGACCAAAGCACGGUUUGUAGUGCAGGCUGGGAUCACACCAUUCGAGUUUGGGACAUCUCCGCUGGAGUUAACAAACAUACCCUGGUAAGUUUCUAGACGUUUCCGCGAUGAACAAGGUCACACUUCGAAAAAAGGCAUUUUUUUACUUCUCUUCUCUUUUAGAAUGGCUCCAAAGUAUUCUGUGACAUCUCCUACUCUCCUUUAGCAAGACUUCUCGUUUCUGGUAGCGCCGACAGACAUGUUCGCCUUUGGGAUCCCAGAACAACCGGUGAGUCAAGAGUGGGACGGGGGAAAGGGAGAAGGGGGCUGGUGAAACUCAUGCAUUUCGACCAUCUCACAAGUCAUUGGAAAUUUUGUAUGGUGCUGACUAUUCCGUAGUCAUAGAACCCUUUGACCUGAAACUUAAACUCACUGGGUAGGAUCUUUGCCCCCAUUCCCUCUUCAAUGAUCGAUAUAAACUUCUGUCCUGUAAAUUUGGUUUUUUAGCCUUUCAAUGGAAUAAGGAAAGGCAGAACUCAAGAAGAGCAAACUCUUUUAUAUCUUGAGUUUGGCUCAGACAUUGCUUAUCCUUUUAGAACCGAUGCUUCAAAAUAGUAAAACUGAAGCGGGCCCUUGCACUCUAGGGGAGAUUGUGCGAUUAUUAUUAUUAUUAUUAUUAUAAUCAUAAAUAUGUUCUGUUACUGGAGGCACACAGUUUUGUCAGAACAUUUUGAAUCAUUUGAUUGGAUUAUAGAGAAUAUUGCCAUUAAAAACAAGUACAUCAUGAAAUAAUCGCAAUUUUGGAUGGACAAACGCGACAUUGGUGAGGAAAAAAAAAUAAAACAGUGAGAAUUGUUAACGAUGGAAGAGAUAAACACAAAUUGCGGAUGUUCAACCCUAGUAAGUUACGAAAACUGUUUUUGUUUUUUUUUAGACGGAGCUGUGGUAAAGAAAACUCUGAAGUCACAUCAAGGCUGGGUGUCGUCGGUGGCUUGGUCACAAAGCAGCGAGUUCGAAAUUAUUUCUGGGUCAUACGAUACGACUGUCAAUUUGUGGGAUACACGCAGGUACUUUAAUAUGUGACUUUCGCGUUUGCUCCAAGGUGUAUCUGUUCGUGUGCUUUAGUCAGCAAUGAAAUGUUUUUCUUCUUUUACCACCAGCCUGAAUACUCCGCUGUUCACAAUGACUGAACAUCAGGACAAAGUGAUGAGCGUGAAUUGGACGCUACACUCUGUGAGUAUUCCCCCAUGAAAAGUCUUGUAAAACGAGGGCCGGACCAUUCAGUUUUUGAGUGGAAGGGGUGCGGGGUGGUUGGGCUAAAGGGCUGGACACUUGUCAAGAAGAGAUACCACUGUGUCUACAAUUCUCCUACAAAGAAAAUGUAGUUUUAAACAUAUCGCAUCCCAAGAGAAGAAUUCAUAGAAGAAAGAAAAUAGUUCUUGCCGAUGAAUACAUUGACAAUAAACUUGGAGAACUGAUAAGGUUAACACCCCCACCCCCAUCCCCACCCUAUUCUGUCAAAAUUAAAUAAGAAAUGGUUCUUUUCAUGAUUUUCUGGUGCCGCGCUAUUUCCUUUGACGCAAUUGAUAACAUCUGUCAUUCUGGGUUUUUUUUUUUACGUUCACAGAGUAUUUUAAGCGGUGGUGCUGAUAACCAGUUGAUAAUUUAUGAUAUCUCUGGGGGAGGCCGGAGAACGAGGAGCAGUGAUAUGGAAUAGCAACCCAGACAUUCACUUAGCCAAGUAAUCGACGGAUUAUGAGGGCCAUGAUAAGUACGCGUAUAAAAAUAUAAAAAUAAAACCGUUAUCAUUUUCUUCUCACUGUCGUCAGCGUGGUUCAUUCUUCAAAAAAGGAACGGAGAUUAGUUUUUACAGUACAUAGUCGUACUAAUGCCGCCAAUGUCAGUGUGAAUAGCGUGCGUGACGAAUAGCGUAAGUUAGACGAAUAGUAAUGGUGAUAUUUGUUAUUAUUUAAUUAAAUGACGACGGUAUCGUUAGAAGAUCGAAGAGAAUAGACAGCAGUAGUCAACUUCAACUUUGAAAGCAACAAAAAAUUGAGACAUGUAAAUGGUACUAAUAUUUCUCAGCCUCGUAUAGCUCGCCUCACAAUGUCUUGAAGUCAAAAUUGCUGAGGUUAAACGGUAUACAUUGGUGAAAAGUUCUGAAGGAUUAUAUGCAGCCAUUUCCGAGAUAAACCAGCGGACUUAACUUCGACGAAUUAGCGUCCAUGAAAUAUGAAAAAUUUCGCUCAGCCGUACUUCCUCAUCGGUUGGAGGAACUGAUUUCAAUUUCGCAUGGUAACUUGCUUCAUGUGAAGAUUUAUCUCACGAAAAAAAAAAAAUUCAAUUGUUAAGUAGGCCUUUAAACAUUAAGUGAACACGUGGCCUUACCUAAAUCUAAGUGUAUCCCACUAUAGUUACAUUUUGACUAAAUGCCAUCAAUGAUCAGGAAAAAAGGUUGUUAUGGUAAUGGUUGUUAUGUCAUGGUAAAAUACUCAUAAGGUUUUGCACCCUAUCAAUAGAACAACCACAGAGCUUUCGAGCGAAAGGUAUUGGGAAUACAUACUUUCGCCAUUAGAUUGGUUCCAUUUUUUAGUUUGAGUAAACAAGUUUCACGAUGUACUUGGUUUGAGGAAAGGAAUGAUUGAUUUACGUUUAACACUCGUUUGAUAGUUCCUUGGUUUGUUUUUCAUCCUCUGGAUGUCACCACAAUCCUGUAAAGAUGGAUGGACGAGAAUUUUCCUUUGAUUAAAGAAUUUAUUAAGAAAUCUGAUUCGUGUCGAC